This is a messenger RNA of Striga hermonthica, 1887 nucleotides long. NCBI's taxonomy places the organism in Eukaryota, Viridiplantae, Streptophyta, Magnoliopsida, Lamiales, Orobanchaceae. The record is from the annotation of a GenBank genome assembly.
AUGGAAUUUUUCCCGGAAUUUCCCGCCCGUUUUUCUACAUUUCACCCGUCCGGUUUCGUAUUUUCGGAAAAAUUCGGAAUCGGACAGAAUACGUCCACGCCAGCCGCCACCCCACCCUCUCGCAGUCGCGCGGUCUCGCCUCCACACCACCCGGCCACACUCCAGGCAGUCGCCGGCCGCCGCUCUAACGCCUCCACGCCGGUCCUGCUGAGUUCGGCCAUGUCAAAUCUUGCUCGUUCCAACUCGUUGCCGGCAGCUCGAAAAGCCGUGCCUUCUCGAUGCCGCCGGACAAGCAUCUCGGUUUGGGGACCAUGUUGCCAGACCCGCCGGAGCCAGCACCUUCGAUUAAAGACAGCAGCAGCGGAUCCAUUACUGGUAAGCACCGUUUUCCCCCCUCUAUCUCAGAGUAAUCUCAGAGUCUGUAAGGUGAAUGUCGGUGUGUCGUCAGCAUCAUGUUCAGUGGCACAAAAUGAAGACACAGUCCCUCCGAACCAAGAGGCAAAUCAUUUAAGCAAUGAAGAAAUAAUUGCCCUUGACGAUGAGGAUGCUGAGGCUGAGGGAGAGGAGGUUGGUGGGACAACAGGAAAGAGGAAGAAAAGGUGCACAUCUGCUGUGUGGCAAUAUUUUACCAAGAAGACAGUGGUAGUAGAGGUUGACGGCAAGAAGUAUGAGCAACUGUGGGGCUACUGCAACUUCCCAAAGUGCAGCGCUAGGUACAGAGCCGAGUCUGUCAAUGGAACAAAUGCAUUUCGGAGCCAUUUGAGAUCAACCCACAGCAUUGUAAAAGGUCAGUUGCAGCUCAAGACUGAAAGGGACCGUGGAAAAGAUGUAACUUUAGUGCAGGCUUUCAAGUAUGACCUUGAGACUAGUAUCAAAAAAUUCUAUUUGGCAAUAAUUAUGCAUGAAUACCCGUUCAAUAUGGUUGAGCAUGAGUACUUUGUUGAUGCCCUUAUGUCUUUGCGUCCAAACUUUGCCUUCAAGUCAAGAGUCACUGCUAAAAAAGAUAUAAUGGACAUGUAUACAGAAGAAAAAGAUAAGUUGUAUGAUCUCAUGAAAAAAAUGCCAUCUCGCUUUAGUGCAACCAUGGAUGUAUGGAUAUUAUGUCAGAACAAAAGUUACAUGUGUGUGACUUUGCAUUGGAUAGAUGAUGAUUGGAAAAUUCAGAAGAGGAUUGUGGCUUUGUUUCAUCUAGAGGGACGACACACUGGUCAUAGGUUGGCACAGGCCUUUACUGAAGUAUUGGUCAAAUGGUUUGUUGAGAAGAAAAUGUUUGCCUUGACUUUGGACAAUGCAUCAAAUAAUUUAGUAGCAGUCACAGAUAUUAUUGAGGAUUUUAAACUGAAUGGAAAUGGUUCUUUGGUUUGUGAUGGCAUAUUUUUCCACAUUAGAUGUGCAUGCCACAUACUUAACUUGGUUGCUAAAGAUGGGAUGGCUGUUAUUUCAAAACAAUUAGAAAAGAUUAAAGCAUUGGUAUUGGCUGUGAAGGGCUCUCCCUUGCAAUGGGAGGAGCUUAUGAAAUGUGCUGCUCAGUGUGGGUUGGAUACAUCAAAGGGCAUUAAACUUGAUGUGUCAACUAGAUGGAACUCAACUUAUAUGAUGCUCCGAGAUGCACUGUACUACAAGCCUGCUUUCAUUAGGCUCAAGAUUGCAAAUCGCCGUAAGUAUGAGAAAAUUUCUCCCUCUGAUACUGAUUGGGGCAUGGCUGCUACAAUAUUUCAAUGCUUGGAAAUAUUUUAUGAUCUCACUGCACUGCUUUCUGGUCGUCAAUGCAUUCCAUCCAUAGUGGCUGAUCUGAAACCGGAUGACACCAUGGAGAAGGAGCAUGUCCCCCUAAAUGAUGAUAGUGAAAGUGAUCCUGAUGAGAUGGAUGAUGCUGGAGAGCUGUGA